Thunnus maccoyii (southern bluefin tuna) is the source of this 1711-nucleotide messenger RNA. RefSeq names its product transmembrane protein 60 (gene tmem60). Lineage: Eukaryota; Metazoa; Chordata; Actinopteri; Scombriformes; Scombridae. The record is from RefSeq and is a predicted model, not a curated record. The transcript is spliced from 2 exons. Bases 390 to 794 code for a protein of 134 amino acids.
GAGGAAAUGAUCUGUGUGUCCUGAAAGCUGUAACUUAAUAACUACACAAACAUCAGAGACAGAAAGAACAGAUAAACAUCACGCUUUUGUUUUGAGAUUCAGCGGAAGUCCUGCAGGUCUGUUGCUAACGGAAGCUAGCAGCGAGCUAAAGCAGCAAGAAGCUAAACACACUGAACUGAUCUCGUCGACAUGAACGACCUGCUUGUGCUUUAAAAACUGAACAGGUCAUUUAAAAGUGCCGACAUUAGUCUGUGUGCUGGACAGCUGGUCGUUCAAACUUUGAGAAAACGGGUGGACUGCCUGGUCUGUCACCUUGGCUGUGCUCCUCAGGCUCCUCCUCAGUCUCUCUGGGGUGUGGAUGACACUGGCUCGGUGCCAGUCCUCUGUAGAUGAAGAUGUCCCUGGCCCAGCGAGUGCUCCUCUCCUGGAUCUUCGCCCUGAUCUUCCUCAUCAUGCUCGUCCUCAAACUUGACUCCAAGAUCCACUGGAACUGGUUCCUCAUCUUCCUCCCUGUCUGGACGUUUGACACCAUCCUCAUCCUCAUGCUGGUGGUGAAGAUGGCAGGUCGCUGCAAGCCAGACCUUGACCCCAGGGAUGGCGAGCAGAGCUUGAAGCGGAGGUUGUGGUACUUGACGGCCCUGUUGCUGAAGCUGGCCUUCUGUCUGACUCUGUGCUCCCGCCUGGAGAGGCUCACCGACAUGUGGGUCAGUGUGGUGUGUGUCCCCCUGUGGGUGCUGCUGGGUGGGGCGCUGGUGGAGCUGGGACACAGUGUUUUCCACUACAGGAGGGACUGAACCAGAGGACUGCAGGGUUGAAAUGUACUAAACUUUGUGAUACUUGAGUAUCUCUCACUACAGAUGCACCAAUCUGAUUCCCUGGAUUGGUAUCAGGGCCGAUACUGACCUUAUAAAGCGGACUGAGUAUGGUCCAGACCUGACGAUCCACACUAAAUACAGUUUGUUUAUCAGUGUCAUUAUAAAAUUCACUGUAACAACUAUAAGUUAAAUAUAUUACAUCACAUCAGGUUGGGGUCCUCAUAAGUUCUACACAGUGUGGUGUACAGGUUUCAAAUAUUGGAAACAGGGAGCACCAGUAUCGGACUGGGAAUCUUUAUCACGAGAGGAAAAAGUUGGAUCAAUGCAUCUUUUUCUCCCGCCACAGAAAGAGCUAACUGUGUGUUAUUCUGUGAUACCAUUGGAUUUUGGUUUAAAGGAGGCUUUUCCUUACACCAGUCACACAGGGUUUGGCAUCUUCAGAAUAAACCCAGCUUUUACAUUUCGUUGGCAUUCACAACUCUGCCUUCUGGCUCGUCUUUAGGCAACAGGAGAAGAAAACCAGGCAAAAGUGGAAUCAGAUCACAACUAGACUUAAACUGCUAGCAAACUGAGGCAGUGAUCAGCUGUUGUGAUCCAAAAUGUGCUGCAGUUCCUGGCUACACUAAAUGUUGAUAUACAAGUCAUCUCUUCACUUUUCUGCACUCGCAUGUAUUGCCUGCCAUUGAGCCAUUCACUGUCUGUCUGUGAUAUCACUGUUGACCUGUUAGAAACUACAUGACAUCCAUAGAAAUGGACCAUAUAUGACAUACUGCAACUAUUUGUCCAGGAUAUCCCUGUGUCAGUUACACAAUUUGGAUGUAAAUUCUGUAUUUCCUCUUAAUAUAUGGAUUAAAAAAAUAUCUUUGCACGGUGCAAAGAUGUAUUUUCCUGUAAAA